GUCGAGUCGACGUCUCAGGACUCGGGAGUCGGGAGUACGAGAAUGUAGCAGUAGCAGCUUGCCAAUAUAAAGCACCGUCGCCUCCUUCGUUUGUUAAGCGAAAGGAACUAAACACAGACAGUAGCUUAGCUGGGUUUCACAUUCCAUCGGAUCGACCUAGCCUCGGACUUGGAGGUAAUAACAUGGGAGGUGGAAGGGACAAUCAUCAUGCUGACAAAGGAUGUUAUCCUCCGACUGUCUAUCCUCCAGUACAUUCAACUGGAUCAUAUGUAUUUGCGCCUCCAGUUGCAUAUCCAUAUCCGUAUGCACAACAUGGAUCUAUGGCUCCACCCCCAUUAGGAUCAUAUCCAUAUCCUUCACCUAUGUACUCUUCACAUAGUGGUUACCCACCAUCUGGAUAUCCAACAUAUAAUCAAAGUGCUUACCCAUCAAUGGGUGGCUAUCCUGGUGCUAGUUUGCAUGCUACUCAACAUCAUGGUAAUGGAUAUAACAUGGGGGCAACGCUCAUUGGUGGAGCAGCAGCCGCCGCCGCCGCUACCUAUGGUGUACAUCACUUAACCCAUGGCCAUCACCCUCACAAUCACCACUUAGGACAUUUUGGCAAGUUUAAACAUCAUUAUAAUGGACACUAUGGCAAGUUAAAGCAUGGAAAAUUUGGGAAACACAUUGGGUUAGGAGGAAAACAUGGCCUUCUAGGGUGGAAGCAUCACCGUCAUGGGUUCUUUGGAGGAAAAUACAAGAGGUGGAAGUAGUUAAAAUAUAGGGAAGGGUAUGCAAUUGGAUCCUGCAAGUAUGAUAACUAACAUAUGUAAAAUAAAAAUGGUUGGUUCGUGUUAAUGCUAUACAUGCAUGUAAUGUUUUUAUAAAUUACUUGUUGUAUGUGUCAUUAUCAAUCUAUAAUAAGAAUACAUACUUUGUUAAUGGCUUA
Molecule: messenger RNA, 928 nt
Organism: Zea mays
Lineage: Eukaryota; Viridiplantae; Streptophyta; Magnoliopsida; Poales; Poaceae
Product: glycine-rich protein A3
Exons: 3
Coding region: 183-752 (189 amino acids)
Source: RefSeq, a predicted model, not a curated record